This is a messenger RNA of Nannizzia gypsea CBS 118893, 423 nucleotides long. RefSeq lists its product as hypothetical. The transcript is spliced from 2 exons. Lineage: Eukaryota; Fungi; Ascomycota; Eurotiomycetes; Onygenales; Arthrodermataceae. The record is from RefSeq and is a predicted model, not a curated record. The coding region runs from base 1 to 423 and encodes 140 amino acids.
AUGGAGCGGAUGAAGGGCCGAGGGUUUGGCACAGCAAACGAGACCCAUCGUGGACCCAAUGGAGCCCUAGAAAAGCCGUUUAGCAGACGCGAGAGAGGAAGACAACGGUGUUGGUACAGAGUAAUCGUUAUGAUCCGAGCGGUUGGAGCAAAACGUCAAGUCUCGCAGGCGUACCUUGCGGCGGGCGAAUACGCAGAAAGAUACAACGAAAGAACUUUUCAGCCGCGGAUCUUAUUAUCCAUCUGGACGGCUGGCGGGUGGCCUUCAACGUCAAGCCAGAGAUGGGAUACGAGCUUGCCUACAGAUGAAGAACAACGCAUCAUACGGCCUAUAUCCUGCAAGCCAUACCCAGCGCGCCGUCCGAGCUGCUUCUACUCCGUACGCACCAAGGAUGAAGGAUUCGAUCUUCUGCACAGGAAUUGA